AAAGGAGGGAGGUGUGGGAAUAGGGAGGCAGGGGCUGAGUACAGACGUCAGAGCCAGUAAACUGGAGGCCACUGAAGAAAGGGAGUGUGCAAAAGAGGGAUGACAGAGAGGAAGCUGCAAAAAGACCUGAAACAAAGCAAGCCCCCGGUGAACCAAGCAUUCCCUCACUGGCUGAGACAUGGAGUUUCUUAGCGAAGGUCCUCGGCUGUAAAGCAAACCAAAGGCAGAAGGAGUCGAUUUUACUUCCCUCGCCCCCUCCCCCAGUUCAUCCCCAAGUGAGGUUUUUUUUUGAAAAGGAAAUACAGGCAAAUGCUGCCUAAUUGGGUUAUUUGUUGCAGGAAUGAAGCUGCAAGCAACAGAGUUUCACCAGCAACCAGAAUCGGUGAGGUGAAAGAACAUGCCUUUUACCAACGCAAUGACAGCCAAUAAGACAACGGUGUUAAGCUGGACAACAACCGCCUGCAACUCAAAGUCCACUGAACAGGUCAGAACAGCUGGUAAGAACUUUGUCUUCUUUGUUGAGGAGCCAUCAAAGUUUGAAACUGAAAAUAUUGGUAAUCUGCACCGGAGUUCCACUAAAAAGAGUUCAACGAAAGUCCUGAUUGGUACACAAGCAGUUGACAGCACGGAGGUGAAGUGUCCCUUAAAGCAAGUCAAUAACUGCCUUUCAAAGUCAAGUUCAGCUGGUAGUGAGCAGAAAAUGUUGAAUCCCAAACUUGGCACUGGCAACCCAAGCCUGGAUAUCAACAGUGUAAAGGAAAAUGAGCUUUCAAUGCAGAAACCAUUAAAGAAUACUUCCAAUGAAAGAUACCCUCCCAGUAAAAUGAGCAUCAUUAUUAGGAAUCCAAGUAUCAAGCAAAAGAUUUCAGAAUGGGAGGGGAAGAAGGAGCUAGUGUUUUCAGCAGAUAAAGAAAAAUUAGAAAGUAAAGAAGCAAAAGCACUUGAUAAAUUAGAACUGGUGAAAGGUGUUGAAGGGAAUGUCAUUAAAAAAACUGAAUGUAAACACUCAAAAGUUUGGAAUUUAGACAGCAAAGAUGCUGGGAAAGAGAAUGAAUACAAAGUAGAUGAUGGAAAGGCUAGGUCCUUGGAGACUGAAAGCAGGUUAUCUGGGUGCAGACAGAAUGAGAUGAUAAAGUCUGACCUGACACAGCAAAUUGGCAGAAAGGUAAAAGAGGUGACCUGUACAAAACUUGCUACAACGCAGCCCUUGAAAAGGGACCGAACAACUGUGUUGAGUCACAUCAAGAAGCUGGAAGAAAAGGCCAAGGAAGAUUCAGCAUCAAGCCAACUCAAGCUGCCAGGUGAUUACUACACCCCUCAGAGACUUCAGGAGGCACUGGCAGCCCAGGGUCCAACAACAUCCAAGGAGAAAAAGGAUGGCAGCUGCAGCUCUGAGCUCAAGCGCAAGCACAUCCAAUCCAAUUCAGAUUCUGAGGCAAGUGAGCUGAGCUUUGGCACUGUGGACAAGGUGAAGGUUUCCUGGGCAAGCUGUAAAAUUAGAAAUGUGGAAAAUAUCUACUCAGAACCUGGAACUCUGGAACAGGAGCUUUCAGUGAAUCCUGUGCCCAAACCUCGGCGAACUUUUGAAUAUGGGACAGAAAAAGUGGCUGGCCUGCAUUCGCUAAGGAAGAGCACCCGGCAAUUGCCAGACUUACCAACCAUCCCCCCACCUUUGCCAUUGUCACCUCCCCCAACAAUCAGUACAGGAGCACUAAACGGGAAACCAAAGAUAAACAGUAAGGAUAUCCGUCGGAAAUCCUUUGAGUUUGAAGAUGUAAAAGAUUUUCAGAAGCUGAAAUCUCCCAAUUUCUGCAGAAAUGGGCAAGUGGAUUGGUAUGCUCAAUCAAAGUUAGCACUAAACUACACUGCAUCAGAAGAAAACAUCUAUGAGGAUAUCCUUGAUGUUCCUAAGGAAAACCCUUAUGAAGAUAUAGAGUUGUCUGACAGGCACUUGUUGGGAAAACAGUGUGUCCAAGUUCACCCUUCAUCAGCUGGAUCCACCCCUAAACCAGGGUCUCCAUCAGAAAUUAGGCCAGAGACUCCUACAAAGCUUCCUGUGAAGACUCCCUCCCUUUUUCGACACUCAUCAGACAGAAGAAGUUUCAAAUUGCUGGAUCUGAGAAAAAUGAAUAAAGAUGGAAUAAGCUCACCACCAAAAGCCAGCCCACCAUCUACUCCCAGCAGUCCAGAUGACUCAUUGAGCCUGGCAGGAGACUCUCAAGUAUUAAAGAGAAGAAAAAAAAUUCCUAAGGUGGUAUUGAAAAUUAAUGCAAUCUAUGAAGCCAGGAGGGGGAGGAAGAAAGUGAAGAGGAUCACUCAAUCUUCAGAAACCAGCACAGGAAGAGUUACAGAUGAAAAUAGUGAAACUGAUAGUGAGACUGAAGAAAAACUUAAAGCUCACAGCCAGCGCCUUGUGUUGGUCAAGUCCAUGCUGAAACAAAAGGGUCGCUAUCGGACUUUAGAGAGAGAUCUCAUCGAAUUCCAGGAGUGGCAAUUAUUUGAGUUCUUUGUGGUGGUUGCUCUCCACAUGAAGAAGGGAAGUAGUCUGUAUAUUCCUGAGGUUACCCAACAGUUCCCUCUAAAGCUGGAUAAACCAUUCAAGUUCAUGCGAGAAACGGAAGAUCAGUUAAAAGUUAUCCCACAGUUUUGUUUCCCUGAUGCCAAAGACUGGGUUCCUGUUUCUGAAUUUGCUAGUGAGACUUUUUCUUUUGUCUUGACUGGAGAAGAUGGAAGCAGACGAUUUGGUUAUUGCCGGCGUCUAUUGCCCACUGGAAAGGGAAAACGUUUGCCUGAGGUUUACUGUAUUGUCAGCCGGCUGGGCUGCUUCAACCUCUUUUCCAAGAUCCUGGAUGAGGUGGAGAAGCGACGAGUGAUUUCCCCGGCCCUUGUUCAGCCAUUCAUGAGGAGCGUUAUGGAAGCUCCAUUCCCUGCUCCAGGGCGAACCAUCACUGUUAGAAACUUUCUUCCGGGAUCAGGGAAUGAGGUAAUCCAGCUCUGCAGGCCCCAGGACUCUCGUCUGGAGCAUGUAGACUUUGAGUGUCUCUUUGUGUCACUGACUGUUCGCCAGCUGACUAAAGUUUUUGCUUCUCUUCUGCUAGAAAGGAGGGUGAUUUUCACAGCAGACAAACUCAGUACCUUAUCCAAGUGUUGCCAUGCAGUGAUGGCACUUCUGUAUCCUUUUGCCUGGCAGCACACUUACAUCCCUGUACUACCUCCAUCCAUGAUUGACAUAGCCUGCUCUCCCACUCCAUUUCUGAUAGGACUUCUCUCCAGCUCCUUGCCGAAGCUGAGGGAUCUGCCACUCGAAGAGGUCCUGGUAGUUAAUCUUGGGACAAACAAGUUUCUCAGACAGGUGGAUGACGAAGACUCCAUUCUACCACGCAAACUGCAGGUGGCACUUGAGCAUGUCCUCGAGAUGCGGACUGAGUUGGCCAGUCAAGAAGAGGAGGACUCUUCCCUGGAUAAUCCUGGCUGUCUUAAUAGUGUGGUGUCUGAGACCUUUGUCCGUUUCUUUGUGGAAAUAGUCGGUCACUACUCUUUGUACAUGACUUCCAAUGAGAAAGACGAAAGAUUAUUCCUUUGGGAGGCAUUUCGCAAGUCUAUCACGUCAAAAAGUGUCCGACGGUUUCUGGAGGUUUUCAUGGAAACACAGAUGUUUGGUGGAUUCAUUCAAGAUCGAGAACUAAGAAAACUCGGGGUGAAAGGGUUAUUUGAGGUCAGAGCACAGGACUAUCUUGAAUCUCUCCCUGGGAGUGAACAAAGAGGGAUGAACCGAUUUCUUAGAGGCCUAGGAAGUAAAAUGAAAUUCCUUCACAAGAAGUAAAACUAAUCAUUUGAAAGGCAUCUUAAUGCGAAAGAAGGCUAAAUCUAGCAGAGUCACUUUUUCUUUGAUUUGAUGGAUCAUUGAUUUUAGAUUGUCAUUACAGCAAUAUGUGUUGAAGAGAAAAGGGAGACUGUUGCUUCAAAGCUGUGCUCGAUCUAAUGUGAAAGCCUUGAGGGGGAAUAAAACCCAGUUCCAUUGAAUAUUUAUUAUUUAGACUUGCAUGAAGUCUGCCUUGUCUCUGUUUGGCUUUCACUUCUCAUUGGAUAAAGAUUACCUGCAGGGUGUCACACCCUAUAAUCUGUAGAAGAGUUGGAGAAACAAGCAAAGGAUGGAGAAAGUACUAUUUGGGAGUGGUCUACGGUAAAACAGGCAUGGAACAUGCUGGAAGAUGAAGGAAGAGGAAAGAAAAAGUAGACAUUUGUGAAUUAAAAAAGACUGACUUCAGACACUUUUUUAAAAAAACUUGGUUUUGAACUCUACUGUCAAUACUCAGGAGCCACAAUCUUUGUCCUUUCCAGUUUAGCAUGAUACACCAGAAAUAUAACUGCACCACAAUGUUUGAAAAGUAUGUCAUUUUCUGUGUAAUACAUUGUCAAAUGAGAGAAUACUGGGUUUAAGACUGUAAUAUGAUUUUACUGUCAGGAGUUUGGCAUGAACAAUAUGAUUUGAUCAGUACAAUCUUGUACUGUACAUAAUGUGCAUUUGUGCUGGUCAGUGAGGGAGGGACUAGAAGCGUUCGGUAAAGACUUUGCUUGAUAAUGGGACCAAUAUGCUGAGGGAUGAGGUGCACAAUGCAUGGAAUGAAGCCAGAGGUCCAAGUAUCUUAUCACAAUGUAUAGUAUUGUCAAACUUCAGAACCACUUGACUGUAUCAAUAUACUGUCUAUUGUCCGAAUUGCAUGUCUUUGUAGCAUUCAAAAUUGAAUUAUUAUUGACACCAUAAGUUGAUAGAAAACUGUAUUUUGAGGAGCUCUUGGUUUGGGAGAGUAUAAGGGAAUAUCCAAUUUCAUUUCAUUGGAAAUAAGCCUUCUUUGUUUACUCUUAAUGAAUAUCUGCCCAUAUUUGAGGUAAUGGUAAAUAUGAAAAUGUUACCGCUCAUCUUCUAGACAAAAUCCAGCAACUAUCCAUAUCCAAAGGCUUAUAAUAUUUUUUUAAAUUCAGCUCGUUAUCUGUGUGCUGUUAAACACAAACUAGCAAGAUGGGUCUGCAAGAGUUUCUUUCUGUAGUGGUCUCACUCAGCCUUGACUGUAUGCAGAUAAUUAGAUUACGAUACUCUUGAGCAGGAUUCAGUGUGCUGCAGAUCUUUUAGCAACAAGAUUUAUGCUGUAGAUUGCAAAGUACAAAAAGAUCAAAUUUAGCAAUAAAUCACAAACAGCUGGCUUGCAGUAGAAGAGAGUAAUUAUAAAUUGAUCAGUUUGCAAUUUUUUGCAUCUUACCUAUGGACCUUCAACACCAUGAACGGUUGUAACACAGUUCUCUUCAGAGAUCUGCACUUUUUCUAGCAAGCAUACAUACAUCUGAAAAAUCAGCAGUGUCCAGCAAUGACUGCAUGUUGCUAGGCUGAUUUUUCAAGCUUACAGAGUUAGACUGACAACUAGUGCAGGAAGAGAUUUAACAAUACAGAGAAUAUUUACAAAAGGCUGAGAGUGAAUCAUAAAGUAACUAUGCACAUUGAAAUAGGUUUCACAUAAAAGGGCACUGAUGUUUUAACCACUGUAAUGUAGCUUAUACUCUAGUUUAACAUAGACAAAUUAUAAUACCAGCAUGAUCACUAGGAGGCUCUUAGUUUACAUAUUCCUAGCAAAAAGAAAUUCCAGAAUGCUAGUCUUUUAGAAGCACUCCAACAGCUGAAUAAGUCAGUUCAGUAUUUACUUUGGAUGUGCUCAACUUUGAUUAGCAGAAUGUGAACAAAUACCCUAUGGAACAAAUCCUUGGUGAUGGAUCAGUCAAAUCUGGAAUCCAGAUUUUUCUCUCGUCCCUCUGUCAUCUGUCAUUCCUCAGCAGAGAGGAUAUUCAAAUGAGUAGCGUGCUGCCAGUCAAUGCUACUCUUUAACUAGCCUUUAGAAAUUGCACAAUAAUGACAACAUGGAUGUCACUUCCAAUCUCUAUUACCUUCCCAGUUCUGUGAGAGAAGUGCUUCAAUCACAGUCAACUCUUUCUCUGCAGUCAGCUGAGAUUAGGAUCUCACUUUGUCAAGAGUAUCAGAUAUACGUCCAAUUCAGAUUACUUUGGAAUUGUGCUUUUGUGGGUCAACAUCCUCCAUUACUCUGUAUAUGAUACUUCAGUGAGCAGAGAUUCAGGUGCUGAGAUAAACAUUGAAUUGACUCCAUUUGAUGCAAGGUUUCAUUUUUAAAGUAGGCUUGUGGUAUUUUUUUCUAAUUUUGCUAACUUUUGUAGUCAAAAACUUCAUGAGAAAAUCUUGUCCUUGAGCACUAUUCAAUCUCUUGAUUUAGAUCAAGCACCUCUCUGCUGAAGUACUCCAUUACAGGAUCAAUUAUUGGAUGCAGUGUACUGAAGUAAAAGACAAAAUGGAACUGUGACAGCAAUAAGGUGACUGGAGGGAGAUAUAAAGAGAGUCAGAUGUUUAAGGCAAAUGAUUAAUAUGAAAGUAUGUACAUGCACAUGUCCACAAUAUGUUGCUUACAUUGUGACAUAAUGUUUUGUCUUAUAAUUGGGAAUGGGAUUUUUGAAACCUAAUUCAAAGGAGAGGAUGGUCCAAACUGAAUGGAGUCCACUUAAAACAUGCUCCCUGUCACUUCUAUUUCCUAUAGCUAGAGUAUAACACUAUAAAAGUUGGGAUCGUAUCAUGUAACUUAAAGAAAAUUCUAUUUAUUUUCAGUGAUCUGAUUAACCAAAGUCUGUUGUUUGUAAUUUGUCAAAUUAAUUUUGUUGGGUAUGGAUGGUCAAUUAAAAAAACAUUUUAAAAUGCAUUAAAUGGAAAGGCAAAUCUC
Molecule: messenger RNA, 6773 nt
Organism: Chiloscyllium plagiosum (whitespotted bambooshark)
Lineage: Eukaryota; Metazoa; Chordata; Chondrichthyes; Orectolobiformes; Hemiscylliidae
Product: DENN domain-containing protein 2A
Biological process (GO): retrograde transport, endosome to Golgi
Cellular component (GO): actin cytoskeleton
Source: RefSeq, a predicted model, not a curated record